AAGCUGUCGUACCGAGACUGAUGCUGUGUUGAUUUGUCAAUUUUACGUGUUUGUUUGGAUGAGAAGAGGAAGAUGACCGAUAAUCCUUCCGUUAUCAUGAAGUUGAUAUCCCGUCACAAAAUUCUCUUUGGCUCGCUUCUUGUAGUUUGGAUUGUCGGAAUGAUAUGCACCGUAACAUUAAUGGGAAGAAAUGGUCAUACUAAAAUUCGAUUAAGAAGAACGUCUCAUACUAUGCUUCUUCAUCAUCGUCAUAAUGAUUUACCACCGCCAAACAGUUACAAGAUGGUAAAAGCUUUAAAAUAUUGCAAUCCUCCUGAAGACAUAUCUUUGGGUCAUGAAGGUAAAAUGCCAGGAAAUUAUUCUUUAGAAUUGGUGGUGGUUCUCAUACGUCAUGGAGACAGAGCACCAUUAAGGCAAAUACGUAAUCAGUCAUAUAUUAACUGUGGCGUAAGUAAAGAAUUAAACCAUUCUCUUCUGAACAAGUAUAUAUCAUAUGUUAAAUCAGUUCAGAGAUUACCAAAGGAAGAUCCUUUUUCGGCUUUUAAUCUCUUUCCUCACCCAAAACUGUGCAAUCCAUCUCAGCUAACUUUAUUAGGGGCAACGCAACAUUUAUGGCUUGGAAACAUUCUAAGUCAAGUUUAUAAUACAUACUGGAAGUUACUGACUAAAGAUUUUACUUACAAUAACAUAAAAGUUUAUAGCACUGUAUAUGCUAGAACAUUUCAAAGUGCUGUUGCUUUUCUGUUUGGGUUUUUGCCGAAAUUUGAUUUUUCUGAAAUCAAAAUAAUACCAUCUUUUGAUACAAGAUUUUGUUUAAAAGAACUAUUUUGUAAAUGUCCUGUCUUGGAUUUUCAGCGUAGAAUAAUUGAAAAGAAGCAGAGGAAACUGAUUAAUUCUCAUCCUGCUGUACUUCAUUUACUUCAACAGUUAAAUCCUAUUGUCAAAUCUAAUCUUAAUCAACAAGAUAUUACAUCUGCAACUGCAAUGUUUGACAGUCUGAUGGGAUAUAUAUGUCAUAAUUCGCAACUUCCUUGCAUUCCAAACACUCAUAUCUGCGUAACAAUUGAUCAUGUUCGGAAUUUAAUGGCAUUUCUUGACUGGGAGAGGAAACAACUUGCUGGAGAUGGAAUUCACAAGAGGAAUUCGUUAUUGAAAAUGCAUGGUUUUCUUUAUAAUGUACACCAAAACAUGCAAAAUUUAAUUAACGAGAAGCCAAAUGCAGCUCGGUUUAUAUUAUAUUCUGGCCACGACAUUACUCUGUCACCAGUUGCAUCUUGUUUAGGAUUUAAUGACGGCGUAAUUCCAUCCUAUGCAUCAAGAAUUAUUUUUGAAUUAUAUAGUUCGACCAUCUCAAAUUUAAAAUCUUAUAAUUUGAGAAUCUUAUAUAAUGGCAAAGAUGUUACAAAGCAUCUUCCCUUUUGCAAAUCGCAUUUUAAAGCAAAGAAAUCAAAAUCCAAACAGGAUCAUUUGUGUUCGUUUGACAGAUUUACCAAGUUCAUUCACAGUGAUUUUUUUAAAGUAAUGAAUACGUCGUCUUACGAAGUUGCUUGUGACUUUCCAUUAACGACGACACAAUAUUCAAAUGAGAAAAGCACAUCCAGUGGUGUAUAGUUUUAUAAAUUAUUUCAAAGAAUUAAUAAUAAUUAAUUGAAUAGACUUUGAUUUGUACAGUAAUUUUUAUGUAAAUAUACAAGCAAGUUUUAGAAAAUUAGUGUACAAAUAUUGCUGAGCUUCAGAUUGAGAUAAAAAUAAAUAUAUACAGUAAAUAAUCAUAAUAAUAAUAUGUGAAGUGAAACAGAAUGCAGGAAAAUUAAAAUUUAUCUAAGAGAUUGAAUAGUGAAAAUGUCAAAAUAUAAGUUGGACCUUUUAAGGGAGAUUGAGAUAAAUUGAAGGCCAGAGAGAAAUGUUGAGAUUGUCACAUGCUAAUUGUUAAACUGAUAAGUAGGAAUGUGGAUUUGGAUUAACAUCAACAUUUCCUUUAAAUUCUAUAUGCAAAGUCAAAAUGCGAUAAAAUAUAUGUUUCGUUUUAUUUUAAAAGUCUAAUUGAUACGAACAAAUGAUUCCACUAAACAUCAUAUCCAAUAUUGGCAUUUAAAUGCCAAAGAAAAUCUCAGAUUCAUCUGGUUCCAAAAAUCAACAAAAAAUCUACGAACAUAAUCAUUUAAACAUUGAAAUUACCUAAAUUUAUUAGGCUAGAAUGUUUUUAAUAUGAAAUAUUUUGUUUUUACAGAUUUGUUGAAGUUUUUGGAGAUUAUUAGUUUAUUUCUGUAACUAUUUCUAUAGUUACAUUAGUUUAAAGUAGAAUGAAUACAGAUAAACACUAAUUUACAUUAUUGGAAUAUUUUUUUUGCAAUUCUUCAUAAAUUCUCAUCCUCUCCAAUACAUAUUAGUGAUACUGCUAAUGGUCAAAUUUACAAGUUUUUGGCUAAUAAUUUAACUAACGGCAAUAUUUUGCACAACUUCCAAAAUGCUUGAUACGUACUGCAGUUGGUGGUUCAAAUUAAUCUACCCCAGACAAAGCCUAUAAUAAAUUUGACAGUAAAUGAAUGGUCUGGAAGUUAACGAAUCAUCAAAUGGAAAAGCUCUCUACCAAGCCAACUGUAAUUGUGAUCAUAGGCGGCAAAUAUAUCAGCAUAAUCUCGGAUGCUUUCUUCAUAUUGGUUGAUGUAUAAACGUGUAUAUAAUGUUAUGUUGUGAUUUAGAAAUAGCAUAUUCCAAAUUUCAUAUCAUGUAAAUUAUUGCUUUGUUUUGUCGAUUUUACAUUGAAUGCCGUUCGUAAAAUGUAAUGAUUUUACACGUGAAUUAUGAAAUAUCAGACUUCAAAUUAACAACAUUCUUAAACAUUUACAAGAGAGUUGUGAAGCUAGUCAUAAAAUGUCUUAUAAAUAGAAAAUAGUAAAGAAUGACAAUUUAGUAACAAUUUGAAUCUCAAAGUUUAGAUCUUACAAAGCAAAUAUCUCACAAAAGACUGCAAAGGAGAUAAUUAUGAUGAAAUGUUAUUGUACCUAGAGGUGAUAUAUUUCUUAAAGAGUAUUAUUUGUUCCUGUGAUGUCAAUUAACUUUAGUCACUUAACCACUUCACUCUGCACAAUUAAAGUUCCUAUUGUGGUAAUACCAGAAAUUGCAAGAAUUUAAGGAUUUUGAUUCUUUGUACUGAUUACUUACUUAUAUGAUUAUUUCUAAAACUGAUCACUAAUUUAGUUUAAUUUUCUACUACUAAAAGUUUUUAAUUAAUAAAAUAUCUUUAGAAAAUGUCUUCCAUAAGUUAAUAUUGUUAACAUUCUAAUUGCUUUUUAGCAUUUAGAAACAAGAGUGAAGGGGUUAACGACAACAUUUUAAAUGAGAAUUUUUAUUCUGUGAUAUACUUAGAUUUUAUUUACAUCUGUACAGAUCUUCCUUAAUAUAAUUGUCAUAAAAUUGUCAUACAAAAGGUUUUAAUAGAUGUCGGAGACUUAAUCUGUGAUUGUCGUCAGAAUUUAUUAAAACGGAGGUGGAACCAGGGCAACGGGACAUAGAAAAGACACACAGUCUACUGUUGGGAGAAUAAUUCUCAAUUCUGGUCUCGGUUCUGGUUCUGUUACGUUAAAAAUUAUUAAAUAAGAAUGCAUUGAGAAAAAUGUUGUUCCGAGGUACUCGUCUCUUCAGUUUACUGUAUUGUCUAUUAUUAUAGUUAUAUGAAUAAAAGAUGAAUUUCUUAUUUGUUUUUGUCAAUAAAAUUCUGAAAGCUAAAGAAAAUUUGAAGUAUUGUUGAAUGCCAUUUGAAAAUCAAAUUAUACUCUUGCAUUUAAAUCUGAUUGUAUUUAAGAAUUUGAUUUUUAACACUAGAGUUGCAAAAGGGGUCGAUUUGACCUCGACCAUACAUUGCUUUUGUGCUGAUUUGCGUAUAAAAUUUCAAGCUAAAAUACAGUGAUAUACAUUAUAUAUACGUUUUGUCAGCUUUUUGUUGAAUGACGUGACACUCAAAACUCUCUGCCAGAGGAAAUUGCUAAUGAAAGAUAACAUUACUGAUUUUCAGGUGUUGAGAAAACACUUACCUUUCAAGUCAAGAGGCUUACUUGAGUUAAAGAGUGUUGCAAUUGAUAUCUUCAAAAUUUAUCCAAAAAUGAAUGAUCCUAAUUAUUGAGAAAAUGCUGGAAAUGGGACUUCAUCCGGACUUUUUGCUACUGUUGUUGGCACAAGUACUAAUAAGAGUACUGGAUGAUCUAGGUGGAGGAGGACAAAAAUGCAGAAGACAAAGGCAUGUUGGUUAUGUGUACUUGCAACAAUGUCAGUUGCUCAUUGCCUAAGCAUGUUUUGUUGGACAAGAGAAGACAGUCCUGAAUUGAACUAAGUGGAAAGUCAUUGAAGCUGAAACAAGUGUUUCAGGUACCGUACAUUGCUUUUGUCUAUCUGCUGUAGGGAAUUUAUAAGAAAUGUUUCAUGUUUCACUACAUAACUAUACUAGGAGUGCCUGUACAUUGGGGCAUGUGCCCCCCUUUGUUGUCAGGUUGCCCUGGAUAUUGUGAUUCCUUGGAAACAUAUUGCAAGAAAGAAAUUGUUACUAGGGUGAAAAGGAAAGAAUUGAUUCUGUUUAGAUUUUUUUGCAAAGAAAAGUAGAAAUCACAAACACAAGUUUAAUAAAUUAUUAUAUAUAUAUAUAAUUUCAAUUACUACUAUAGUAUAUAUACAAAUUGAAUAACUAAACAGAAAUUGUAGCAAGACCAAUUUUCCCACUAUCACUGAGAAAAAGCUUAGAAAUAGGAAAGCAAUUUAAAGUCUAUAUAAUAGCCUAACUUGUAAUUCAUUAAAUGCUUUUGAAAAUAGUCUUUUGCAAGUACAGAGAUUGCCAUUAUGAGUAAAUAUUUUUACACUUGCUUGUACAAUCCAGGAAAAACCAUCUCAAACCAUAGUUCCUAUGGAUUUGAAGACAAUGCUGCCAUUGGAUUGAUCAAGUGUACUCUCAAUUUAUCACAGCUGCUACUAUUUUUUUUUUAAUUUCUGUCUUGAGAUAGUUCUUGUGGAAGCUCCAAAACUCUAGUCCCCCUGGAAGGAGACUCUUUUGUCUUGAGUGAUGUGAGUAGCAAUGUGUGUUGGGAGUAUCACGUGGUACCAACCUAUUCAAUGAGACCAUUCAUUGAACUAGUUGGUACCAUGCAACACUGCCAAUGAUUCAAGACUAUAAACUAUAGUCUAUGAAUGAAGUGUCAGUCUACAUGGUUCUUAGUCUUUGUAAGUUUUUGGAUCUAGAAUCCAAGUCUGGCAAGAGCAAUAGGAAGACAGAGUUCAAUAAUAUAAAUUAAGCAAUUUAAUAUUUAGAAAAGAAUAUCUAAGACAGACAACGACAAUAUUUGCAAAACAGGCAAGAUCAAUUUGUUUCAUACAACAAUUUAUCAUUGGAAUAAUUUAGAAAUGGUCAUGUUUCAUAUGUUUUCUGGUCAUACGCCGGAACUUUAAAAGGUCAUUUCUUUAAUUUUUACUAUCUCUUAUGUAUUUAAUAUUUUAAGCACUUUGGUCAUUCAACAUAAACUAUUGUUAAUAUAAUUGAGUACAGUCUAAACCUGUUAUAAAUAUAUAGCUUGAAUCUUAACAAAUACUCAAAUCAAAGGCUUUGAUUCUAAUAAAAUAUUUGUAUACCAGUAAAAGUACGAGGGUAGGCUGAAAAGUAAUGCACACAUGCUUGUAGAGCACGGACAAAAUGAUUUUCAGAAGCGUGCCAGGUGGCAUAUGGAAAUAACAUUCCCCCCUCUAUGCGCAUGCACUAGUGUUAUGUCAAUGCAAGUUAAAAAUUCGAUAACAGCAUGCUGUUUAACUCCUACUGAGAUUCGUUGUUGUUUAAAGGCUGUUUAUGGUGACGAUGCUGUUGAUAGGUAUACUGUAAAUCGAUGAAUAACAAAAUUUCGUGGUUGCAAGCCUGGAAAAGCCAUAAUUGUUGAUGAAACAUGCGGCGGAUGUCCGAUCACUGCCACAGACAAUUACCAUUGCCCCUCGUUGCAAUGUUUAAUUCUUCUCAGUACAUACAGACUCUAAAACACCUCCGACGUUGAGUUUUUCAUGCUAGAGGCAGCUUGGUGCCAAUAAUCUUGCAACACGACAACGCUCAUCCGCACACCUCAUGCGCAACUGGAAAGGCUCUGCGAAACCUGAAGUUUGAACCGAUCCACACCCUCCUUAUUCCCCCGAUCUUGCACCUUGCAAUUUUUAUUUUUUUCCUCUACUCGAGAGACCUCAAGGUUGAUCAUUACACCUCAGACAAUGAGGUGAAGGCAGCUGUCAAGUCCUGGAUUCAAGAAAAGUCGGAAGAAUUUUUCAGUGACAGAAUGAAAAAAUUUGUUACACAUUGGGAGAAAUGUGUUAGCCUUAACAGUGACUAUGUUGAAAAAUAAAUAUAUGAUUUUGAAGCUUAAGAAUUGUACUUUAAUGUACUUUUUGCUCGAUCUUGCUAUUUGUUUUUGUCCGUGUUCUACAAGCAUGUGUGCAUUACUUUUCAGCCUACCUAUGUAUCAAUUCCAGAAUCAAGUACAUGGAAUCGCAACAUGAAUGCUAUAAUUAAAUCACAUCUAUUAGAAUGAACACAAUCUCAUAUUAGCAAUAAUGUGAGAUUGUAUCCUUUGUUUUAAAUCUUAUUUUAAAUUUAUCUCUUCAUAUUUUGUUUGAACAACAUCAAGUUGAAAUGUCUUCAGGUAAAAAGCAUAUCAGGCAUAGCUUUAUUUAUGUGUUUUGAAAAGGAUAUACAGUAACACCUUACAAACAAUAAAAACAAUUGUGUGGUAAAGAUGCUACUAAACUUUGAACAUUACAAAAAUACUGUUAAAGAAAUUUUGGACUAAAGGAUACAAAACAUGCAGGGCACUCAAAGCUGUCGACAAAGAAAAAUUACAGGAAGGCAUGUUGUUCAUCAAUUUUUAACAACAUACUAUAUAUAACCAAACACUCCAAAAAUAAAGUGAUAAAAACACAAAAAACAUAUGAGAGUAAUGCAAGAACAAGAGAUGACUUGGACAACAUGUUGCAUUCAUGCUUUGAGUGUAUUUUUCACUGUGUGCAGUUCGAACUUUGAGGUUCCAUUGUAUAAACAUUUGGAUUGUGGAACCAUUUACAAAUAUAUUUAUUUGCCCAUGUGAGCAAAGUUUGAGAAAAGCUGGAUUAAGGUAUUCCCAUACAUGAUUUUAAAUUAAUAAAUAAACUGGCAAGACCAAAAAGAAAGACAAAGAAAUCAGAACAUUCUAAAAGCUUCAAAGUAUAAAUUAAUAUAUAUCAUCAGGUAUCCUUCAUAUAAUGCAAUAGUUACGGUCCAAAAAGUGCUGUGUUGUGAAUCCAUGCUAUGCAAAACACAUUCCAAAAGUUAGCAAAAGCAUACAAUUCUUUUUUGUUACUAAGAGAAAUAUGUUUAUUAAAGCAAUUGAUUGUUAAUUUAUUUCCAAUCAAUAUUUAAUUAUCACAAUUACUGGAUUUCAUGUUAAUUUUAGUUAAAUGAGGACAUUUUACUUUCCUUGCUGUUAUGUAUUGGAAUUGCCAAAUUUCACCCUCUGAGUAUUUUGCAAAUCUCCACAUUUUGAGAUCCCUGAACUCAAAAAAAUUCCAUGGAUGCAUGUUGGCAUAUAUUUUACUUAAUAUGUCAGGACGGUGAAGAUAAACAGAAUUUUGCACAGUAACUUGUAAAUAAGGGACAUUGAUGCUAUUAAAUUUUGGCCAACACAUUUGAGGCCAAUCCUACAGCAUUUGUUAUUCUCUUCAAUAUCUGCUCGAACACUGGCCUUUUUCCUACUCAGUGG
Centruroides sculpturatus (bark scorpion) is the source of this 7751-nucleotide messenger RNA. RefSeq names its product 2-phosphoxylose phosphatase 1-like. The transcript has 3 exons. The record is from RefSeq and is a predicted model, not a curated record. Gene Ontology annotation, biological process: dephosphorylation; glycosaminoglycan biosynthetic process; chondroitin sulfate proteoglycan biosynthetic process. The coding region runs from base 73 to 1611 and encodes 512 amino acids. Gene Ontology annotation, molecular function: phosphatase activity. NCBI's taxonomy places the organism in Eukaryota, Metazoa, Arthropoda, Arachnida, Scorpiones, Buthidae. Gene Ontology annotation, cellular component: Golgi apparatus.